This is a messenger RNA of Saccoglossus kowalevskii, 1454 nucleotides long. Its product is annotated as monocarboxylate transporter 12-B-like. The record is from RefSeq and is a predicted model, not a curated record. Lineage: Eukaryota; Metazoa; Hemichordata; Enteropneusta; Harrimaniidae.
GAUUGGAAAUAAAAUGGCACACACCAAUGUAGAACCCCCAGAUGGUGGUUAUGGUUGGAUAAUACUAUUAGCUAGUGUAGGCGUUCAGUCUAUAUGCGCAGGAAGCUUUAAUGUCAGUGGGAUAUUUCUUGUGUCUUAUGUCGAGUAUUUCCAAAAAGGUGCUGCCCAGGCAUCGAUUAUAGCGUCCAUCACAGGCGCCCUUUACACCAGCUCAGGUCUCUUAGCAGAUUAUCUACACAGAAAACUUGGUGCCAGAUUGACUGUUAUGAUUGGUGGAUUUCUAUCAACAUUUGGGAUUGUUUUAUCCAUCUUUUCGCCGUCAUUAACGUUUCUCUACUUUAGUUACGGCAUUAUAGUUGGAAUAGGAUACGGCGUGUCUGUGAUUACUGUGUUAAUUACUAUUAGUCUUUACUUCAAAAGGAGAUAUGCUUUCGCCAAUGGAAUUGCGUUUGUUGGUUCUGCCGCUGGAACAAUGUGUCUUCCCCCAUUGUACAAUUAUAUUAUUGAACAAUAUGGCUGGAGAGGAGCGUUGUUUAUCGUAGCUGGAAUCCAUGCGCAGAUAAUAGUCUUUGGUGCUUUGUUGAGACCAUUAAAAACGAGAAGACCAAUAGAAGAAAUAAAAAUGCAUGAUAAACAGUUAGACAAUGGAGAAGCUGAACUGGCUUUGAUUGUUUACCAAAACAGUGAAAACCAAGACUUACGUCUUCAUGUUGUCAAUAGAAACGAAAUAACAUGUAGCGACUUUAAUGAAGAAAAACCAGUGACGCAAGAUAGAAAGAUAAACGACUAUCAAGAAAUAAGGGACGAAAACGGAACUGCAAACUCAAGCCCAAGUCAAACUCAUCGCAUUUUGAAUUAUUUGGGAAUGGGGCUGUUUAUUGAAAUACCGUCAUUUUCUUUAUUGGUUUUUGCUCAAUUUCUUGAAGGAGUAGGCUCUAUAACUGCCAUUUUGUAUGUAGUUUCCAACGCAGUGACAAUUGGCAUUUCGAAAGCAAAUUCAGCGUUUUUGUUGACAUUAUUUGGCUGUGGGAAUAUAGUUGGACGUUUGGCUCCUGGUUGGCUUGUUGACCAUGGUUAUAUAGCUCCCCUUACACUGACAGGGAUUACGAUUGGAGGUAGUGGUUUCAUCAUCCUGUGCAUCCCGUUUACUAAACUAUAUGUUAUAAUAGCAGUGUUAAUUUGUUUUUAUGGAUUUUUGUUUGGUAUAUACCAACCUAUUAUGAUUGUUGCACUUCGAGAUUUUGUCGGAGAAGCGAACCAUUCUAAGGCUAUUGCAUGGGAUUGGUUUGGCAUGUCCAUCGGAUUUCUGUGUGGAACACCAUUUACAGGCUGGCUUUACGACAUGACAGGGAAUUAUAAUGCAUCUUUCUUUUUUGCUGGUUGCGCUUUAAUCUUAAGUGGGGCUAUUAUUUUGUUGACACCAACGAUUAGAAUAUGUUUGUCGAAGAAAGAAU